Messenger RNA from Brassica oleracea var. oleracea, 2329 nucleotides. RefSeq lists its product as uncharacterized. The coding region runs from base 122 to 2152 and encodes 676 amino acids. The record is from RefSeq and is a predicted model, not a curated record. The transcript is spliced from 5 exons. Lineage: Eukaryota; Viridiplantae; Streptophyta; Magnoliopsida; Brassicales; Brassicaceae.
UCCUUCUUCACGCUCCACAGCUUCUUCUUCUGUAACACCUGAAAGUUUUCCAACAGCACUUUAUAUACAAGUCUUGAGCUUUGGAAUUGAAGCUAAAUAUUGCAAACAGAAAUAGAGAGAGAUGGGAUGUUCUAAUUCAAAGUUAGGUGAGGAUGAAGCUGUUCAGAUCUGCAGAGACAGGAAACGUUUCAUCAAAGAAGCAGUGGAACACAGGACAAGCUUUGCUUCUGCCCACAUUGCCUAUAUCCACUCUCUAAGAAAGGUUUCAGAUGCUCUCCGCGAAUACAUAGAAGGAGACGAGCCACACGAAUUUCCACUGGACACAUUUGUUACUCCAGUGAAGAGAAUGACCAGCUCAGACGGUUUCAUAGAGUUAUCUCAGAGCAAGGUCGAAUCAAAACUAGAAGUCAGUUACCUGAUGGCUAGUGGAACCAGACCGGUUCAGGUUGAAGAAAAGCCUCCUAGAUCACCUGAGACUUACCACGUUGAGACUUAUGGAGCAGAUAGUUUCUUGGGGAUGAACAUGAACAUGAACUCGCCUGCAGCACACAAUAACAGUUCUAGCAUACCACUUCCUUCACCACAGAACUCUCAAUGGGACUUCUUUUGGAACCCAUUCUCUUCACUGGACUAUUACGGAUACAACUAUGAUAACCGGAGAGGUAUGGAGGAUGAGGUGAGGAGAGUUCGUGAGGAAGAAGGGAUCCCUGAUCUUGAAGAAGAUGAAUCAUCUCCAAGGUUUCAAGAUCAUCAUAACAUCAUGAAAGUUACAGAAGACUGUAAAACGGAUCAAGAAGGCAAUGUUAGUGAGGUCGAAACUCAAGAACAAGAACAAGGAAACAAUGUGGUUACAAGAGGUGAUGCAAAAGGAGAAGAGACACAAGGCUUCACUGUGUACUUGACUCGUAGGUCGACAAGCAUGGGAGAAGUUAUCAAAGAUCUUGAAGAUCAGUUUGAGAUCAUAUGUAGUGCUGCUAAUGAAGUUUCAGGUUUACUUGAAGCUGGUCGAGCUCAGUACAUAUCUUCUAAUAGUGAACUCAGCGCCAUGAAAAUGCUGAAUCCAGUAUCUUUGUUCUCAUCAAGAUCUUCUUCCUCCUCAUCAAGAUUCUUGAUCACCUCUGAAAGCAGCAGCAGUGAGUUUUCAGAAGAGUCUUGUAUGCUUUCUGGUAGCCAUCAAUCAACAUUGGACCGGCUUUACGCGUGGGAGAAGAAACUCUAUGAUGAAGUUAAGUCUGGAGAAAGGAUAAGGAUUGCAUACGAGAAGAAAUGUUUAGCCUUAAGGAACCAUGAUGUGAAAGGAGACAACUCUUCUUCAGUUGACAAGACAAGAGCUACAAUGAGAGACUUGCACACUCAGAUGAUGGUCUCAAUACACUCAAUAGAAUCUAUCUCCGAAAGGAUUGAGACUUUAAGAGACCAAGAACUGCUUCCUCAGCUUCUUGAGCUUCUUCAAGGAUUAGCUAGGAUGUGGAAAGUGAUGGCAGAGUGUCACCAGAUACAGACGCGAACGUUGGACGAAGCCAAGCGAUUAUUUGCUGCAACCAUGCUCAAGAAGAGACAACAGAGUUCAUUACCGGAGGUCAACACUCAGAGACUAGCUAGGUCUGCUUUAAACCUAGUGGCUCAGCUAAGAAACUGGAGAGUUUGCUUCCAAGCAUGGAUCACUUCCCAGAGAUCAUACGUUUUGUCUUUAACCGGUUGGUUACUCAGAUGUUUCAGAUGCGACCCUGAUCCGGAGAAAGUGAGACUAACAACUUGUCCUCACCGGAUCUAUGAAGUGUGCAUUGGAUGGUCAAGGCUGCUCAACGGGUUGAACGAGAAGCCUGUGGUGGAUAAACUCGAUUUCUUUGCAUGUGGGAUGGGUUCGAUCUUUGCUAGGCAGCUUAGGGAAGAAGAUCAGUCUCAGGGGAGAGAUGGUUCGAGGAGCAUGGAGCUUGUUGAAGCUGACAAGGUGGAGGAAGAGGAGGAGAGGAUGAUGAAUGCUGAAAAACUGGCUGAGAUUGCAGUUAAGGUACUCUGCCAUGGGAUGUGUGUUGCAGUGAGCUCACUUGCUGAGUUUGCAAUCAGCUCGGCUGAUGAACACUCCAAGCUCGUUAACCAUCCAGAGGAGGCCACGUCAGAGCAGCAGCAUCAGGAGCAAACUGGGAUGUAAACUGUUCUGUUCUCAAUGUCUUAUUUAUUCAUUUAUUUGUUUUUUUUUUCCUUUAUGUUAAGGUAGAAGUUUAGUAUCUUAGGUUAGUUGCUAUCAAAAGAUGGUGUAGAUGGAUGGAUAGGGUUAGUAUCCAUGUCGUCACUAUCUCUCUUGAUCGUCUUCUCUUAUUGGUCAACU